CGCAGUGCGUCGCUCCUCCUGUGGCGGAAGUGUCUGCAGACAACCGGAGGACCGUCGCCCUGCUCGGUGGACUGAAGUUAGACCGUCGCCCUGCUGGAGUUCCCCAGUCGCCCUGCCACCCUGCUCGACAGACUGAACUCCUCUCGGCUCCUCCACCUCCUCCACCUCCUCCUGGUUCCCCCGCCGGAGACAUGAGGCGGAAAGAGAAGCGUCUGUUGCAGAUCGUUGGGCUGUUGGUGGCGGCUCUACUCUUCGUGCCUAACGUGGGUCUCUGGUCCUUGUAUAAAGACCGGGUGUUUGACAGCACGGACCCCGUGGAAGGACCGGCUGGCGUCCCCCAAAUCCAGGUGGUGAACCGCGGGGACCCAGUGGAGGCGCAGGACGGGGUGCGGCGGAGAGACUGGCACGACUACAACACCAUCAGAAGGGAUGCUGCACGCUCUGGUAAUGGCGAGCAGGGGAAGGCGUUCCCCCUGACGGACGGCGACCGGGUGGACCAGGCCUACCGCGAGAACGGCUUCAACAUCUUCGUCUCGGACCGCAUCUCCCUCAACCGCUCCCUGCCGGACAUCCGACACCCCAACUGUAAGAGUAAGCUGUACUCGUCCCGUCUCCCUAACACCAGCAUCAUCAUCCCGUUCCACAACGAGGGCUGGUCCUCUCUGCUGCGCACCGUCCACAGCGUCCUGCUCCGGUCCCCCCCCCAGCUCCUCGCCGAGGUCAUCCUGGUGGACGACUACAGCGACAAGGAGCACCUGAAGGCAGCGUUGGAGGACUACAUGGCUCGUCUCCCGAAGGUUCGGAUUUUGCGGAAUAAGAAGAGGGAGGGGCUUAUUAGGACACGCCUCCUGGGGGCGGCGGCAGCAACGGGUGAGGUCAUCACCUUCCUCGACUCCCACUGUGAGGCCAACGUCAACUGGCUGCCCCCCUUACUGGACCGCAUCGCUCAGAACCGCAAGGCCAUCGUGUGUCCGAUGAUCGACGUGAUCGACCACGACAACUUCGGCUACGAGACGCAGGCGGGCGACGCCAUGAGGGGGGCCUUCGACUGGGAGAUGUUCUACAAGCGCAUCCCCAUCCCUGCCGAGCUGCAGAACCAGGACCCCAGCGAGCCCUUCCAGUCACCUGUGAUGGCAGGAGGUCUGUUUGCGGUGGACAGGAAGUGGUUCUGGGAGCUGGGAGGAUAUGACACGGGUCUGGAGAUCUGGGGGGGGGAGCAGUACGAGAUCUCCUUCAAGGUGUGGAUGUGCGGGGGUCUGAUGGAGGACAUCCCGUGCUCCAGAGUGGGUCACAUCUACAGGAAGUACGUUCCUUAUAAGGUCCCAGGAGGAGUCAGCCUGGCCAGGAACCUGAAGCGCGUGGCGGAGGUGUGGAUGGACGAGUACGCCGAGUUCAUCUACCAGCGGCGGCCGGAGUACCGCCACCUGUCGGCGGGCGACACCAGCCAGCAGAAGGAGCUGCGUGCCCGGCUGGGCUGCAAGGACUUCAAGUGGUUCAUGAGCCAGGUGGCCUGGGACCUGCCCAAGCACUACCCCCCCGUGGAGCCCCCUGCUGGGGCCUGGGGAGAGAUCCGUAAUGCGGGCAGCGGGAUGUGUCUGGAGAGUAAGCACCUCUCCUCCGGGAGCCCCCUCCGCCUGGAGGGCUGUCUGAAGGGGAGGGGCGACAUCAGCUGGGGCCACGGACAGGUGUUCACCCUGGGCUGGAGGGAGGACAUCCGGGUUGGCGACCCGAUCCACAGUAAGAAGGUGUGCUUCGACGCCGUGUCCCACAGCAGCCCCGUCACGCUGUACAACUGCCACGGCAUGAGGGGCAACCAGCUGUGGCGCUACCGCAAGGACCGGAGUCUGUACCACCCGGUCAGCAACAGCUGUGUUGACAGCAGUCCGUCGGAGCACCGCGUCUUCAUGAGCACCUGCAGCGCCUCCUCCCCCAGCCAGCAGUGGCUGUUUGAGAAGACCAACGCCACGGUGCUGGACCACUUCAACCCGGGAGCGGACUAGGACCCCGCCGGACCGGGACCUGGCCCUGCUCCAGAAUACAGUCUAGAACCUCCUCAUGCGUCACACAUUCUGGCCUUCGACCAACACGUAGCGCAGACUUUAUGAUGUACACCCUGCAGUUCACACAUUAUAAUAUACACCCUGGUUAGAGAAUAGAGUCUAAAACAGAAUCCAUCAACCAAUGGAUUACCAGUUGGAUCAAUGGGGAGUGUUAGAAACGGCAAGUUUAUUCGGCUUCACCUCACCUCCACCAUGGACACCAAGUGGUGAUUCAGGUUAAUCAAUAGCUCCUCCCACUAUAAAAAGAGGCUACUUUCUAACAGGGAGGAUCCUAAACCCUUACUGGAAGAUUAAGAUGAUCAACGACUGGAUUACUGUACUGAGAACAAAAGUCUUUACAGCUCUCUCUCGCUCUCUCUCUCUCUCUCUCUCUCUCUCUCUCUCUCUCUCUCUCUCUCUGUCUCUCUCUCUCUCUCUCUCUCUCUCUCUCUCUCUCUCUCUCUCUCUCUCUCUCUCUCUCUCUCUCUCUGAGUUAAACACAUCCUGACACCCAUGAGAGGAGCGAGUCAGACUGAUGCAGCAAAGACUUGCAGACACAGUGAGGAGACACACAUGCACACACACGCACUCAUGCCCACAUACACACACGCUAGAGCUCCACACAAGAACAGGGACAAUCUGUCAGGCUGCUCGCUGAUGAUGUCGUGAAAGGGGGGCCGAGGGCUAAAUGAGGAUGGGGAUAAAUUGGCGUGGAUGUAAAUAAGGAUGACAUCAUGUUGAAAUGAUAUCAUGUUGAGGUGAUGUGAUGACGACAUGUUGAAACGAUGUGACGACAACAUGAUGAAAUGACGACGAGGUAAAACGAUGUGAUCGCAUCACGUUUAAAUGAUCAUGACGUCGUGUGAAUAUGGUAUCCUUCAUGUUAAAUCGAAAACACCACGUCGUGUCAAAACAUAGUGCUUACGACACUUUAAAUAACGAUGACAUCAUGUUAAUAUGAGGUAGUUCGUAGAGCAGGAAGGACUUGUGACCACAAGCUAAACGCAGUGCCUUGAUCUCGACCCGAGCUCCAGCUCUGACCGCUCAGCUGGAGGUCUCUUUGGGAAAUUUGAAUAUUUGCUAUAAAAUAUUGUCUUUGAGACCCAAUUCCAUACGUCGACUAGUUUAGAGUCCGACCGCAACGUUGUCCUUCCUUUCAAAGUUAAGUUCUGCCCUUUUCUAAAAAAAGUGGUCUGUUCACGUCUUAUAUCUGUGUUACAUGUCAAAGUAGAACAUGUCUAACAUGUGUACUACAUGUCUAACAUGUGUACUACAUGUCUAACAUCAAUAUUACAUGUCUAACAUCUGUAUCACAUGUCUAACAUCUGUAUCACAUGUCUAACAUGUGUACUACAUGUCUAACAUGUGUACUACAUGUCUAACAUCAAUAUUACAUGUCUAACAUCUGUAUCACAUGUCUAACAUGUGUACUACAUGUCUAAAAUGUGUAGGCGUUCAGUCAUCAGUAGGGUUUUAUCUGUCUAAUGUAUUUAUGUUAUGUCUCUAAAGUUCCUAUUAUUUGCUUUUAAGCUGCUGUAGAUAAGAUUUGAGCAUUGUAAAGAGAGAGAUUAGAAGAGAGCCAGAUUCUGAAACUAAACAACCAAAAAUUGUCCCCACCCUCACUAUGUUUCUCCUCCAGUAAGAAUUGCUGCAUUUCAAACACCUGUGAUGGACAGGCUAGAAGGAUACAGUGAACCAAUCAGUAAAGAGAUGUCCCGAUUGGUCAGAAAAUAUCCAGGAGCGAGCUAAAGUUGAAAUGUGCUCCUCCUUCGAACCUUUGGUUGUAGGAGGAUGACCAUACCAGUUUGGGCCAAUCAGAUGGUGCUUGAGCUGUGAUUGGGUUGAUCUUUGGACUGGUAGAGUGGAUGGAUGGUUCGUUGGACCAAAGGCUGGUCAACGGAAGCGAGGCAACUCAACCUUUAAGAGCAGCUGACCGGGUCAGACCGACUCAGAACAGAUAUUCUCGCGGCCCAAUUGACUCACUAACAGCUGACUGAUGGCUUUGACCUUUUCUAACAAAGGACUCACCACUGACGGCUUUGAUCUCUUCCUACGGCACCUUUAGGGCUCAUGUUAGGUCUUUUAGGUUAAUUUGAUGUAUGCUCAUGUAAUGUUUUGAAUGUUAUUACUUUUUUGUUCAUUGAUGUUGUCCACUGGAAUCAUAAUCAACUCCAUAUUUACGGCCAAGAGGUCUUUGCACUAUCUCUCCUCUUCAGUGAUGUUUGAUCAGUUGUCAGUCACAAAACGUUCUGCAGCGACCUCCAUGCAUAGAGAGGGUUUUGUUGGGUAAAUAAUAUGCAGUCAUGGUAGAGGGUUGUCUUUGGCUAUGCUGGUAUGGAAGCUACAUUAGUGUCUACGCUUGUAUGAAAGCUACGUUAGCUUCUACACUGCCAUGGAAGCUAUGUUAGCAUCUGAACCGCCUGUGUUUUAUGUUAAUUGAAAGUGUUAAUAUGGGGCCAACUUUGUCUUCCUAGAAUAAUCAAAGGAAUCUUUUCAUGCAUUGAUGCUUGCAGCUUUUAGCAUGGUAGUUUACAGAUGCCACCGGACAAGCUGAUAUCAGUGUGGUAGUUAGCAGAGGCCAUGCUAGCUGAUAUCAGUGCCAUGCUAGCUGAUAUCAGGGUGGUAGUUACCUGGGGGCGGGACCUCAUUUGGGGUCGCUGGUAUGCAGACAGCUGAUUUAUAAGCUAAACAUAUUUGAUGAUACAUUUUUGAUUGGAAAAAUGGUUUGAAAGAUCUGAAAGGUCUUACACACAAACACUGCCUAGUGAUUCGUAGUCCAGAGCAAACGACUAGCCGGCUAACCCCUACUAAAUCCUUAGUGACCUACUAAUAGCUGAGUGAACUAGGACUAAUCCCCGGUGAUGUUCACUGGAACAUCGGGAUGAGGGGCAGAUGUUGAGCGAAACGAUGUGUGGAAGCUGUAGCGCAACGAUGUAGGAUAACAUUUCAAAACCUAAAGUCUGGGGGUCUAGAUAUAUAUGUGUAUAUCUAUAUCUAUAGAUAUAUAACUAUAGUGGUUUAAUAUAGAUAUAAUAUAGUGUGUUAUAUAUAAUACACUAGAAGUGAUAUAUAUUAUAGUGUAUUAUAUAUAUAUAAUACAGUGUAUUAGACAUAUUUUACGCAAUGUAUACGAAGUUCAUGCUCCUUAACUUUGUGUAUUUCCACACUUCCAAGUCAUUCGCGGGGGAGACUCUGUGUCCGUCGAUUGUUUUUCUAAAUGUUUGGGUUUCAAAUCUUUCUUUGAACGUUUUGACACAACCUUGUGGUGAAUAAUUGUUCCUGAUGAAAAUUGUGAAGACGAUGCAAGAAAUGAUUUCUAAUGUUCAUGGCCAGCGGUCAGAGAAGUGUACAUUUUGUAUCUGAUUAAAUAGAUGUAUUUUUUUCUACUGAACAUGCAAUUGUAAAAGUGUAUUUAGUUAUGGAACAUGCUGAUGAACUAAUCUGAGAUGGCAUGAUAGUUUUGCCUAUUGUGUAAAUAAAAAGGUUUCUAUAUUUGGAA
Gadus morhua (Atlantic cod) is the source of this 5538-nucleotide messenger RNA. It is a transcript of the gene galnt10, whose product is annotated as UDP-N-acetyl-alpha-D-galactosamine:polypeptide N-acetylgalactosaminyltransferase 10 (GalNAc-T10). Lineage: Eukaryota; Metazoa; Chordata; Actinopteri; Gadiformes; Gadidae. Gene Ontology annotation, cellular component: Golgi apparatus. The record is from RefSeq and is a predicted model, not a curated record. The coding region runs from base 192 to 2000 and encodes 602 amino acids. Gene Ontology annotation, molecular function: polypeptide N-acetylgalactosaminyltransferase activity. Gene Ontology annotation, biological process: protein O-linked glycosylation. The transcript is spliced from 12 exons.